Parnassius apollo (apollo) is the source of this 723-nucleotide messenger RNA. The record is from the annotation of a GenBank genome assembly. NCBI's taxonomy places the organism in Eukaryota, Metazoa, Arthropoda, Insecta, Lepidoptera, Papilionidae.
AUGUUGACUGAACCUGAUGGUCUCAUUUUGAAGUUUCGAGUAUAUGCUGGGAGCCAAGACCAUGAUGUUGCUGGAAAAGGGCACGCCGAAAAGGUUGUAAUGCAAUUGAUGGAGGAGAAACUUCACAAUGGACACUCAUUAUAUAUGGAUAACUAUUAUAAUAGUUUCCACUUGGCUAAACGUCUUUUACAUAAUAAGACUUACUGUAGUGGAACUUUAAGAAAGGAUUUGAAAGAAAAUCCAAAGGAUGUGGUUCAAAAAACGCUAAAAAAAGGCGAUAACAUUUCAAGGUUUCGAGAAUGUGUGCACAUCGGAAAAUGGAAAGAUAAGCGCCCAGUGAUGUACGUCACCACGGAAUAUGACGAUAUAAGGAUACCAGUUGCUAAUAAGCGUGGCCAAAUUAAUGAAAAACCUGCAACUAUUGCCAAAUAUAAUGAGUUUAUGUCAGGAGUUGACCGACAAGACCAACUGCUCGCAUUUUAUCCGUGCGAAAGAAAAACUCUUCGCUGGUAUCUCAAGUUAGCCAUCCACACCUUUCAACUACUAUUUAUAAACUCUUAUAAAAUGUACAACAAAUAUUCUGGAAAACCUAAAAUGACACUCUACGAUUAUCGCUUAGCUGUGAUAAAUGAGCUUUUACCUGAAAAAAAAUACUGCAGUGUCUGUUCCAACCGGCCCAAGCAGAGCGAAAACGAGCAGAGAAGUGCCACACAAAAUCAGUAA